AUGACCAACAUUCACUCAGUUGAUCACUACACCAUCGAUUCUGCUGUGGCGAUAGAGGAGCGCUGGGGGUUCCUGUUGCCGUGGUGUGAGGUGCUCAAGGGGAGGAUCGAGUACCGCUUCCCAAAACACGAAGAAGGCGUAGCUUGGGCCACGCGAGGUCGCUAUCUAUGCGUUAUCCUGCCUGAGGGCGAACGCCUUGACGAAGAAGACUACGAGAUGAGCCCAGAUGACGAGGUCAAGUUCCAGAGAGAGCUAAAGCACGUGCAAGAGGCCCUGGCGUUGCUAUCGGUAGUCGCCUACGUGGACUACAAGGUGUGGAGGUAUUUACUGGAGACCCACUGUGGCCUAUACAGCGUUGGGCAAAGCGAAGAGGCGAGGUACGCCAAUGUCAUUGUGCCUCGAUUCCUGCUUAAAACUCGUGUAAAAGCCCUUCAGAGCACGGAAAAUGGGUCUUUCAACUCGGCGCUGGUCCAGUUCUGCGGAACGAGCCUGUACGACAACCCCAGCGACGAAUAUCUUGACGCGUUAUCAAGAAUUGCAGCUCUGGAUCCGAACUUGACUUCUGAUAGUCCCGGUGUGGACGUUAAGGUUCCCGUAAGAGUACGUUGGCACAGAUCAAUUCGCCUUCUGGAAGAUAUUUGGCGAGCGGAGCAGACAAUUCGAGAGCAGUGGCAAGAGCACGCGGAGGAACCCAUGGUACCACCGGCAGGCUCGUUGAGAUGUACGUUCAAGUUGGAGCCAAUGGAGGCGGAUUUCAGUUAUAUUGAGAGGGGUGUAAUGGCAGAGCUGCUGGAGGAGUUGGUAACGAGCAACGCUCGGUUCUCGCAGUUUUCUCUACACAUGAGGGAGGAGUAUUUGCUCGAAGACGACAACCCAACGCUGAGGAAGCUGUUCGUCAACGUCAUCACCCGAGUCUUUGACAAUGUACGCCGCCCGAUCGAGGAAGCACAUUACACAUUCGACGUGGAUGCUGUCGGUGAAGACAUUCCACGUCUCCAGCUCGGCGCUGUCCACCUCGAUUGCCGUUUCUGUUCGACCUCCAUGUUCGAGGCGUUUUGCUCGGCGAUGGUUGUGAACCAGACAACGGCCAAGCUGUCGAUCAAGUUAAGGCUCAAGGUUGAACACGAAGGCCAAGGCUUUUAUCCGUUCGAUCCCGUCAGGGCGCGACGCUGGUGGAAGUGGAUCGCCUACGCCUUUUUCUCCAAGCGAGCUCGGGCGUGCUCCUCUCUGAAGUCGCUGGCGUUAAUGCGGAUCGAAAGCAUGAGUAUUGAGGACAUGGAGGCGUUCACUGCCGUCGUGAAGUCUGAGCACCCGGAGGAGGAGCUUUUCGACCGACCCCGUGGGCUGAUCAAGCCUCGUGAUGCUACACUCAAGAGUGGAGCUCCGAUCCGGUGGAAGUUUGACGAUGAAGGUGAGCCCAACCUGGACUGGGAUCCGAUCACAUUGGAGUCCGAUAUUCCAUUCGUUCGCACCUUCAGCGAUGAUGGUACUAGCGAGUGGGUCGACGCGAUCAUUCCUGGCCUUGGGCAAUGCCAAGUCCAGCGUGACGAUCUGGAGGUUCAAGCUACGAGCGAAGAUGGUGUUGGUGAUUCAAAUGGUGGAGUCACGUCGUUAUAG
Messenger RNA from Phytophthora sojae, 1617 nucleotides. RefSeq lists its product as hypothetical. The coding region runs from base 1 to 1617 and encodes 538 amino acids. Lineage: Eukaryota; Oomycota; Peronosporomycetes; Peronosporales; Peronosporaceae. The record is from RefSeq and is a predicted model, not a curated record. The transcript has a single exon.